AUGCAAAUAGCCCAAGCCGGGGCGGGGGGAAACAGCAUCACUGCGGGUCCUGGAAACUACCAGCUGCUCCUCCUCCUCCUCCAGAUGAGUGGCAUGUUCGAGACCUGGCUGGGCAGCCUGGUGUCUGCUCUCCAGGAGAGGGAGAAGGAUGCCAACGUGGUGGUGGUGGACUGGCUGCCCCUGGCCCACCAGCUCUACACCGACGCCGUCAACAACACGCGGGUGGUCGGGAAGAGCAUCGGGAGGCUGCUGGACUGGCUGCAGGUGAGGCAGGGGAACCCAAACUUCAAGCUUGAGAAUGUCCACCUGAUUGGGUACAGCCUUGGUGCCCACGUCGCUGGCUUUGCUGGUAACCACGUCCGUGGGACAAUAGGCAGAAUUACAGGCUUGGAUCCAGCUGGCCCCAUGUUUGAAGGAGUGGACCCCAGCAGGCGCCUGUCCCCCGAUGAUGCCAGCUUUGUGGAUGUCCUUCACACCUACACAAGGGAAACCCUUGGUGUUAGCAUUGGGAUCCAGAUGCCUGUAGGCCACCUUGACAUCUACCCCAACGGGGGAGACUUCCAGCCUGGCUGUGGCCUAAGUGAUGUCUUGGGAGCAAUUGCCUAUGGGACCAUCGGUGAAGUUGUGAAGUGUGAACACGAGCGCUCCGUGCACCUCUUCGUGGACUCGCUGGUGAACCAAGACAAGCAGAGCUUCGCCUUCCAGUGCACGGAUUCCAGCCGCUUCAAGAAAGAGAGUCGCAUCUGGAAGAGCAGACGCUCCAAAGUCAACGCUGGGGAAGUCUACCAUUAUCAGAUGAAGAUGCAUGUCUUCAGCUACAGCAGUCUGGGAGAGGCUGACCCCACUUUCUCUGUCACCCUUCAUGGCACCAAUGGAGACUCUGAACCUCUCUCUUUAGAAAUGCUUGAUCAAAUCGGCCUGAAUGCCACGAGCACCUUCCUGGUCUAUACAGAAGAGGACAUGGGUGAACUUUUAAAAAUCAAACUCACCUGGGAGGGAACAUCUCAGUCCUGGUAUGAUCUGUGGAAGGAGCUGAAGAGCUACUGGUAUCGACCUGCCAAGGCUCCCCAGGAGCUCCACAUCAGACGUAUCCGUGUGAAAUCUGGGGAGACACAGCAGAGGUUUGCCUUCUGUGUGGAGGAUUCCCAGCUAACCAGCAUAUCUCCUGGUAAAGAGCUCUGGUUUGUGAAGUGCCCAGAGGAAUGGCAUAAAAGACCUGUCUCAAACUCCCUCUGAAGACUUCUCUGAGGGUUCACAACUGAGCAACCUGAGAUACAUGAAGACUGCACGGCUGGCGAGAUGCUCUGGCAUGAAAUCUGGCUUGGUAGCACUUAAAGCAAGUGGCUCUUCAGGACAAAACAUCUUGGAUCAGAUGCAAGAAACUGAGGAGCAAUCAUGAACUGU
This is a messenger RNA of Chaetura pelagica (chimney swift), 1404 nucleotides long. RefSeq names its product lipase, endothelial (gene LIPG). The transcript is spliced from 8 exons. NCBI's taxonomy places the organism in Eukaryota, Metazoa, Chordata, Aves, Apodiformes, Apodidae. Gene Ontology annotation, molecular function: lipoprotein lipase activity; protein binding. The coding region runs from base 1 to 1236 and encodes 411 amino acids. Gene Ontology annotation, biological process: lipid metabolic process. The record is from RefSeq and is a predicted model, not a curated record.